AUGGGCUCUGCAAACUCGUACAAAUGCUCGAUCUCCGGCGCCGGAACCAGACCGGAGACAGAUAGUGAAGAAGAGCUUCCGAAACAAAUGGGUAUCCAAAGACCGAGAUCGGUUACACCUCUGAUUUUCAUCUGCUUCGCGAUUUCUUGCUUGGAUUCUACCUCUUCUGCUCAGAUUGGAACAAAUUACGGCGAUUCCGAUGAGAUCUUAAAUUCCGAUCAUAUCCCUGCUUCGUUCUUAUGUAUCUCCGAUCAAUACAUUAUGCAAUCUUAUUCCACUACACACACUUCCUUAGAAGACUCAGAGUUUCGAAACUUCUUGUUUCUUCAAGAAUGUUCUAGAAAAGAUACAGACAUUGUUGUUCCUGCAAUAUCAUUGUUACAACAACACAGAAACAUCACUGGUGAAGGUUCACAUCGUACUCUACAUACAUCAAUCAAGCUUCUUGUUCAAUCAGAUUCUCACCUUCGAGAACUCGUGAUUGUUGAAAGGUUGCCUUUGGGAGUUUUUGCUGAUCCUUUUGAGCUUCAGAAUCUUAAGCAACGUAGAGCUUUUAGAGAUGUAUCUGUGUUUGGAGACACGAAUCUUGAGCUGCCUUCGUUUAGAUCAAACAGAUCGGUAGUUGAGAUUCAUGUCGAUAUCAGUUCUAGAGAUUAUGAAAAUGGUGAAAUCACCUUAAAGCUUCCUUUACAUGCUCGGUAUCAGCCUCUGGAAGAGAGUGGAUACUCUAGAGUGGAGUUUGGAGAGCCAGACUUGUUCUUAUGCUCGAGCCAUGUACAAAACCGGCAACGUGAACAAAGAAAAUGUAUGGUUUUGUCGAUUGGCGGAUUGAAGACUGAAACAAGAUCUGUUGUCUGGGAAAUCCCUGCAGGAAUCAGGGAUCAUACGGAGUAUGUUUCCGCUAUUACAUUUGCAGCAGCAGUUUUGUCAGCAUUUUCGAUCCUUGUGGCAUCUGUUUUGAGCUCAAAGGUUGAAUCUUGUAAGAACUCGAAGAAGUCAUGA
Arabis nemorensis is the source of this 1002-nucleotide messenger RNA. The record is from the annotation of a GenBank genome assembly. NCBI's taxonomy places the organism in Eukaryota, Viridiplantae, Streptophyta, Magnoliopsida, Brassicales, Brassicaceae.